Messenger RNA from Helianthus annuus (common sunflower), 609 nucleotides. RefSeq lists its product as uncharacterized. Bases 1 to 609 code for a protein of 202 amino acids. The record is from RefSeq and is a predicted model, not a curated record. Gene Ontology annotation, molecular function: nucleic acid binding. Lineage: Eukaryota; Viridiplantae; Streptophyta; Magnoliopsida; Asterales; Asteraceae. The transcript has 2 exons.
AUGGACUUUGGUGGAAGUUGGGAUAAUCACUUGCAUUUAAUAGAGUUUUCCUACAAUAAUAGCUAUCACACCAGCAUCCAGGCCGCCCCGUUUGAAGCUUUGUAUGGGCGAAAGUGUCGGUCCCCGUUGUUUUGGGCGGAGACCGGAGAUAAACAGCUUAUCGGUCCAGAAUUGGUUCAAGAAAUCACAAAUAAGAUUGCUCAGAUAUGCGACCGUAUCAAGACAGCUCGUGAUAGACAGAAAAGCUACGCCGACAAACGACGCAAACCGUUGGAAUUUGAGGUUGGAGACAUGCUGAAGCUUCCGGAAGAACUUAGCAGUGUCCAUGACACGUUUCAUGUGUCUAAUCUCAAGAAAAGUCCUACUCAAGAAACAAUCAUCAUUCCAGCAGAUGAGAUUCACGUUUACGACAAACUCCAAUUUGCCGAAGAACCUGUUGAGAUUACGGACUGGAUGGUCCACAAAACACGGAGAAGUCGUAUUAAACUCGUCAAAGUUCGUUGGAAUUCACGUCACGGCCAAGAGUUUACAUGGGAACGUGAAGACCAAAUCAAGUCAAAGUACCCGCAUUUGUUUCAGAACUCCCCUGCAACCGAUAACGCAACUUGA